GGGAUUUAGAAAAUCGGUAUUUAUCGUAAAAGUUAAAGAAAUAAAUAUUUCUGUUCUUAUUCAAAAUAUUAAUUUAUUCAUUAUAAUAUGUGUCCAUUAAUAUUGAAUAAUUUGAAAUACUAAUCAAAAUUAAAUGCUUUGUCUGACAUGGUAUAUUAAAUGUGCAUUUUUUUUUCUUAAAUUAUUCCGAUUAGCCGGCAUCACUAGCCAAAUUUUAUUUUUAUUGCGAAUUAAUGGCGUAGCCAGCACCAUGUCGACCCUAACGAAAAUGACCCGUACGGUUAAAAAACUGGAAGUACCCAGACCCCUGAAAUCGACGACCAGUUCCGCACACAACCGUAAUUCUGUGUUGGACGUCAAAAUAAAUUCAGUUGAUGAUCUGAUUGUGUUGACGGAAGCGGUUGCAUAUCAAAUGAUGCAGGGGAACUAUGACCGUGCACUUCAGAGUAAUGUGGCCACUAUGUAUUCCAACUUGAAGCUAUACGGCGCUCAACUUGAGGCACUCUAUAAAGAUUUUCUUGAUAGAUACUUUGUUGUGUUCCGCAAUGGUUCUCAGGAUGAGAGAUUGGAUAAAAAAACUCGACUUCAUCUUCUUGAGCUUAUAGAGUUGCGUGCAAAACUGUGGCAAGGCUCUGACUACAUGAGCCAAUAUUAUAGGCACCGUGGCACUCAUGCAGAGCCACUAUUGGUGCCUACGAUGGAGGGGUCUGGAACGGGCGGCUCGGUGUCCCCUACGCUGGCUGCGCCCGCCGAGCCGCCCGCCCUGCUCGGCCCCGGCGAGGUCAUCAAACCCUCGGGCAAGUUCCCCAAGCCCACCAAGAUCCCCGGCAAGAAUUACUCUAAGGACGAAGUCGUCAUCAGGAACGCUGACUCUGGAAAAGUGAUGGGUAUCAAGGGCAGGCGGGUGCACAUGAUCGAGGAGCUAAGUGACACGAUUAUAUCGUUUCAGCGAGUGAGCCCCGGUGCCAAAGAACGUCUAGUACAAAUUACUGGACCCAAUGAAGAGAAUGUUAAUCACGCGAAGCACCUGAUCGGCGAUACGAUCCGUCGCAACGCGUCGCCCGUAAGACUGGAGGCCGGCAACGAGGGGCUGGGGGCCUCGCGCGCAUCGCUCGACUCCAACGGGUCUGAUGACACGCCGCGCCCGCGCGAGAAAUCACCUCACAAUUCCCGGGCUCUGCUUCAUAGCUUUUCGACAAACGACGCCGCACUAGGAGAAUAUAAAUAUACUGUGACUUUUGGGCAACAUUCCAUUAAGAUCACAGGCAAUAACUUGGAUCUUGUGAAGACUGCAAAGUUAGUGUUAGACGAAUACUUCGAGAGCGCCGGCGCGCUGGAAGCGAUGGGCGCGGGCUCCGGGGACUUCUUCACGCUAUCGCAGCGGCCCGGCGCCGCUCUGUUACUGCGUGACGACGACGCGCUCAACGGGGACGACGAGGUUUUCCACGGGCAAAACGAGAACGAGCACGCGGGUACGCAGUGAUGCAUGAGGCUCUUUGAGGAAAUAUUUAUUAUGAUUGAGCUUAGAUAAAAUUAAUUAAUAUUAAAGGUUAACUUAAAGCGUAGUAGCAAUACUUUCAAAAAUAUUAAUCAAUGCUUGUAAUGGCAUGAAAAUAACGUGAAGCAUGGAGGUUUGCAUUUAUUUUAUUUUUUUAAUUAUACCUACAUUUUUUUAAAGCAGUUAAGAUUAAAGUGUACAAAUAUUGAGGACUGACUGAAGCAUGUAUGAAACCUACAUGUAAAUUCCAUAAGUUUGUUCAUUAGGUUUAUUUCAAUAAUUGUAUUUUUAUCAUUAUUGUCGUGGUUUUUGGUUCAUUAGAUAAUGACAACAUCAAUGUGUAUAUUUAUUUAUUUCAUUCAUAUCCUUUUGGUGACAUAGUGUCCUCUUCUGCAGAAGUUUCAAAAUUUUGCUAACUGAAAUACAUCAUAUUUCAUAACAUGGCCAUUUUCAUUUAAUCAUUCUGCUAAAAGGGAGUCACGGUCACAUAACUUUGUUUACACACUUCUAGUCGAUGUCAAAUAUAACUUAAAAUGCCGAUGGGAUCAUAUCUUGUAAAAUAAUUAUUAAAUAAUAGUAUAAUAAUAAUAUAGCGGUACCUAUACAAACGUCAAAUUGGAUGCCUUAGUUGCCUUUACGACACCGAAUCAAAAAUCGAUCUAAUGUCAAAUGCAACCUCCCAACACGCCACUAUACUGUUUGGUUGUUACUUAUAUACUUUGUUUAGAAAUCUUCUCGUUAAUCUAUUAUCUAUGGGAGUUUAAGCUCAAACAGCAUUCCUUCUAUGCUUUAGUUGUUGUUUUGAGGCUAUCGCAAAGAAAGAGUGGCAUGAUUCUCUAAACCUAAACUUAAAUUUGACAACAGUGUAUCAUUGUCACUCUAUAAAGAAGGAAAAGGAGAGACUGAUGUUAAAUUUAGUUUUAAGUUUAAAGAAUUAAUGACUCUGAUUGCGGUCGUUGGUUGAUGUAUUAUUGCAUAUUAUGAGUAAUUGUUUAUCUUGGUAUUGAAAGAAGUCUUUCGAAAAACACGAUGAUCAGAACACCCCAUAUUAGUUAUUUUCUCACGCUCUUACUGGUCGACUGAUAGAGAAUGCCUUAUGGCAUUAUGUUCGCCAUUUGCAUUGUUAUUUUACAAUAAAGUUUAAAUAAACACUGAUUGAAUCCCAUCGGUUAAAGAUGAGUGGCAUCGGCUAGAGAGUAGCGAGUGGUAUUCCUCGUUGGUGCGUGAGAUACGUACAUGUAGACGCGUAUACGUAUGCCCGUGGCGGAGUAACGUGGUUGUGUGCAGGCGAGGGCGAAGGGGCGCGGCGCCGGCCACGGUUCUCGCGCGCCGCCAGCACCGACAAGGCGACAGGUGGCGCCGGGUGCGGGUCGCGGCAGACGUACACGUACGAGACGCUGGUGCAGUACGCGGACUCGCCGCUCAGCAAGCUGCCGCCCGCCGGCCUGGCCGCCUUCCCGCCCGAGCUGGCGCGCAAGAGUUGCCUGGAGUUCGACAGCGAAAGCUACCUGAAGAAGGUGCGGGCCGCCGCCGGCACCACCCUGGCCGCGGACGUGCCCGACUCGCCCGAGCCCGAAUAACCUGACCGGCUCAUAAACACCCAACCACAACCUACUCGCGAAACUGCCGAUAUAAACCCUGACUGGAAAAAUGAAAACUAAUAACUCCCUCACGGCCAAUUUUAAUAAUCAAACUCCAAUAACAGAUAAAGUACCACCAAUGAAAGGCGUACUCAGAAUAAAGUACACUUUCGAUCUAGUUUAAAAAGAGGCGCGAUGAAAAUACUAAUUCAGUCGCGAACUGAAACGACUUUCCGGAAUUGCAUUCUUUCGUUGCAGUGCGGCACCGUAGGGAGCUUUGCUGCAUUGAUAUUUUUAUUAUUUAAAUUAUAACAAACUUGCUAAGAUACGGAACUAGAUUAUCAUUAUCUUAUUCUGGAGGUUGAUUAAUGAAACUGGCCUAUAAACAUAAAUAAUAGACUGAGCACCACACGCAUGAUAUUGACAAAUCUCUUAUGAUUAGUGAAAGCGAUGUAACUUAUACGAACUAUUGACCGUUUUUUCUCACGCUCACCUGCCCAGUUUUACUUAACAGUUUAACAUGGUCCACCAAGGGCGGAUCCAGCUUUGGCACCAGGGUCGUAAAAUAAAAAUAAAGUCGUGGUCAAGUCACAGUGGGUACAGAUUGUGAAGUAGGUCCAUAUGGACCCAGCCCAGGGGGUCAUGACCCCCAUGACCCCUCCCCUGGGUCCGCCCAUGUGAUCAGCUCAGUCUGUUCUGUGUAAGAAAGCAUCAUACAACUGUGCGGUCCGUACACGCUAAACUGCAUCUGAGCGUGCAUCAUGAAUUACUUAAGAUGCGACCUGCUUUACAUCAGAAAUUACUAAAGCAAAAUUAUGGACCAACUCCGUGAACCACGUAAGAUAGUAACUUCAAACUUCCUUAUGCCUUGAUGACACGUACCGAAUAAAUGGGGGAUUCAAUGAUGGAAGUUAAAAACUCAUGUAAGAGCACUCGGCGUUAUGUUUAUACGUAGAUACCGAGUACUCGGCCGAGAGCACUAUCACACUCGUUACGUAUGAUCAAGGCAUAACAUCUAAAAAUUAAAAAGUUUGCUGUUGUCUAAAAUACACUGUGCUGACAGCCACAUCAAGGUACAACAGAUUGUCAUAUAUUCUCAAAAGGUUGUGAAUUAUAUUAAUAACAAGAUAAAGUUGGAGGAAAUU
This is a messenger RNA of Chilo suppressalis (striped riceborer), 4223 nucleotides long. Lineage: Eukaryota; Metazoa; Arthropoda; Insecta; Lepidoptera; Crambidae. The record is from the annotation of a GenBank genome assembly.